This is a messenger RNA of Styela clava, 2693 nucleotides long. Lineage: Eukaryota; Metazoa; Chordata; Ascidiacea; Stolidobranchia; Styelidae. The record is from RefSeq and is a predicted model, not a curated record.
AUGAGGACUUCACCUGAACGAAUCAUUGAGUUUCCGCUGUAUGGAGUAUUGGCUUUGCCAAUUGAGCCUAAAGAACCAGUGUCGCAGACAUGUCCUAAAUGGGCGAUAGCUCUUUCAAUUGUCGCGGCUUCAGCACUGGUUGGAGCUGUUAUUGCUAUUGCAGUCGUGUUUUCCCGCAAUAACGGUGAUUGUGAUGGAUUCAGAUGUACAUCUGGCGCUUUGGCAGACGAUGGGUCUGAUUGUAUCUUGUCAUCAAAUGUAUGCAACAGUGUGAAAGACUGUAAAAAUGGAGAAGAUGAAAAUGACUGUCCAGCGAUAUCACCUUGUACUAGUGGUCAGUUUUGGUGCAUGCAUGGUGGUUCACAUGGAAAUUGCAUUUCCAAAGAUUGGGUAUGUGACGGUUCCGAUGAUUGCGUUGGAGGAACGGAUGAACAAAAUUGUACAGGAGCCCCUGCUUGUCGACGCACAGAGAACUUUCAGGUCAUUGCACCAAAUUGUGAAAGAGAUGUUGGAAAUUGUUCAGUUAGUUUUUGUAGCAACGAAGUCAACCCUAAAUGCUGUGGACCAGUUUAUGAAAGAAAAAUUUCAUCUUGUCCAGGAGGAAACAUUGAGUACUCAAAAGUACUGAGAUGUGAAUGUCAGAUUUGCGAAUCACCCAGAGCUUUUGUUGCCGGGAGCUUUGAAGGGUGUGACUCCAAAUUACACAACUGUUCUUUUGGAAUUGAAAUAAACGAAACUGAAGUGGGAAGAGCAAACAAGGACGGACACUUCAGUUUCAGUGUGGAAUAUCCUUCAAAUUAUCGUAUUACGUUUUCAGUAAUUGACGACGUAGACGAAUUAUUUUUUACACAAGUGAAGAUCAUUAAUCUUAUAAGCAACCAAUAUGCUUAUUCAGUAACUGUAAAAAUGGUUCUUAAACCAACUGCUAUAAGUUUUUCAUCAAAUACAAAUACAACAGUCGAACUUGGAACAACUCAAGAUGUAGCGAUUGAAUUCGGUGCUCAUUCAAUGUUUUUGCCCGAUGGAACUGAAUAUGACGGAGAGGUCAAAGCGGCGAUCAAUUUCAUAGACCCGUCAAACAGAGAAAACUCACAAAAUAUACCAGCACAGCUUUUAACUGAAAAUGACGACGAGGAAGGUGUUCCUGGCUUUUUGUCAUCCACUGGAAUGCUGCAAACUGACAUUAAAACAGCAGAUGGAAGACAAUUGAAUGCACGUGGGGUUCAAAUUGAGUUGAUCACAGAUGGUCUCUCACAAGAAGAAAUCGAUGAAGUGAAAUUAUUCAAACUCAUAGAAACAGAUGGAGUAUGGCAAGAAGUAUCACAGAUGAAUGCAUCAUCAGGAACUUCACUAAGAAGACGAAGAAGAAGUAAUCAUGCGUCUGUUAUGACACGCGUUGACAUAAGCAGCGUUCGUCAAAUUUAUAACCUGGAUGCUUUAUUGCGGCCCUAUUGUUAUAUGAAAGUCCGAGUAUUCAGUGACGCCCAAUAUCUUGAGUCCACCCAGGCAUAUGGAAUUGCUGUGAUCUCAUUAUACGCGAGGUCAUCAAAUGGAGCUUGGGCAAAUUAUCUGAGGGGAUAUACAUACUACAAUGGAAUUUGUGUUUCGGUUCCGUGCAACGGGGAAUGGUUUGACAUCGUACAAGUAUAUGCUGAAGACAAGGAUUAUAUUGUUGUUGAGCCCAUAGUACCAGAUGAUGUCAAGACUGAACUAAACUUCCAGAACGAACUUAAUUACUUCACCGUGCAAAUACCAAGAGGUGGAGCUGUACAAGGUUCAAAAGGACCCAUAUACCAAGAUGGAUAUGACUGUUAUAGAGCGCCGUUCGAAGAUUAUCAUUUUCGACUUUCCAGAUUUUUACCAGAAGAUAUUGAAGUGAAUACAAUUCCCAUCGACGAAAACAACAUUUUUUCGCCUUGGAUAAAUGAUGUAUUUUCUUGGUGGCCAAACAGAAAUCUCUUCAAAGCGUGCUAUGUGAAAUUGAAUGUGUUGCCAAUCGAUGUCAUCGAAGACGACUUGAAAGAAUGGACAGUUGAGGCAAUCAGUCGCGGAGGAACACAUACAGUUACAAAAGGAAAGGAAUACGGUCGUAGAAUAUCUCAAGGAAAUGGCCUAACAGCAUGUGUUGAAUACAAGUGUCCAGAUAUUCUCUCAGAUAAUGAAUUUGACAGAACGGAAGUGACCAUUACUCCAAAACUGCAAGGAUUCACAUUUGCUCUUGUGAUUCCACCAAAUAUAACAAUCAACACAAGUUCAUUUGAGGAUCUCGUUGCUGAAUACCAAUGGGUAGAAACUAUGUUGGGGAAUUCGAGUUUCACAGCUGCAGCACCUCUUGCUAAUAUUCCAGAACUUGGCAUCUUCUAUAGCGGAGCAAUUCAUCCAAAGCUAGCUAAAACUGAAGCAAGGCGCAAUUGUAUCCAGGGGACGAGUGUUCUAACAUUCUCAGUAUCCGCCGUAGAAAUGUCCGGCUCUGGCUCUGGAUCCGGAUCCGGCACCUAAUUGCAAUUCGAAUUGUAGCGCAGAGUCUCACUCUAAGCUUUUCUUUAAAAUGGUUUGCUAUAAAAUUCAGUUUAAAGAAUUAAUUCUCUUGCAACUUUUUUCAAUUAGUAGUCUAAGUUUUAUCGGCAAAUGAGAGCAACAGGCUUAGAUGUCCAUCAAAAAUGUUGUGCGGUAUUGAAUGUUAUAAUAGUUAU